Messenger RNA from Mus pahari (shrew mouse), 2814 nucleotides. RefSeq names its product adenylate kinase 3 (gene Ak3). Lineage: Eukaryota; Metazoa; Chordata; Mammalia; Rodentia; Muridae. The record is from RefSeq and is a predicted model, not a curated record. The transcript is spliced from 5 exons. Gene Ontology annotation, biological process: nucleobase-containing compound metabolic process. Gene Ontology annotation, molecular function: ATP binding; AMP kinase activity. Bases 130 to 813 code for a protein of 227 amino acids. Gene Ontology annotation, cellular component: cytoplasm; mitochondrion.
UCCGGGAGAGCCUGGCGUCCUGGCCACCGCCCGCUUGCAGCUGCCAGCCCUCCAGGGCCGCGGAGCCUGUGAGCGCGCAGGCCAGGCCGCAGUCCAGCGUCUGCGCAGCUCGGGCCACCGCCGGCCACCAUGGGGGCGUCGGGGCGGCUGCUGCGCGCCGUGAUCAUGGGGGCCCCGGGCUCCGGCAAGGGCACCGUGUCGUCACGCAUCACCAAACACUUCGAGCUGAAGCACCUCUCCAGCGGGGACCUGCUCCGCCAGAACAUGCUGCAGGGCACAGAAAUCGGUGUGUUGGCCAAGACUUUCAUUGACCAAGGAAAGCUCAUCCCAGAUGAUGUCAUGACUCGGCUGGCCCUUCAUGAGCUCAAAACCCUUACCCAGUGUAGCUGGCUGUUGGAUGGAUUUCCAAGGACACUUCCACAGGCAGAAGCCCUGGAUAAAGUGUAUCAGAUAGACACAGUGAUAAAUCUCAACGUGCCCUUUGAGGUCAUUAAACAACGCCUUACUGCUCGCUGGAUACAUCCUGCCAGUGGUCGAGUAUACAACAUUGAAUUCAACCCUCCCAAGACUGUGGGCAUUGAUGACCUGACUGGAGAACCUCUGAUUCAGCGCGAGGAUGACAAACCAGAGACAGUGAUCAAGAGACUAAAGGCUUAUGAAGCCCAGACAGAGCCAGUCCUGCAGUAUUACCAGAAAAAAGGGGUGUUGGAAACAUUCUCCGGCACAGAAACCAACAAGAUCUGGCCCCACGUAUACUCCUUCCUACAGACGAAAGUUCCAGAAACUACCCAAAAAGCUUCUGUUACUCCCUGAGGAGGGCAGCGAUUGGCAGGAUGAGGCAGGGCCGCCUCUCCUAUUUUUGCCUCUGUAUUUCGAAGCUCUUUUCCUAAGACGUCUCUAAAAAUUAUGAUUUACUCCUAAUGGCUAAGCCAAAUGAGUCAGAUACUUAGCCUGAUCUGUUAAAAUAGUCUAAUAUGUUUAAUCUAGGAUCUAGUUGUCUUCUGUGGACGUGCAAUUCCAAAACGUCAGAGAUGUUGAAACAAACUCAGAGCACAAUUAAAACAGCACCUGGUGACAUCUAGCCUUCUGUUCAGUUAGUCAAAGUGGUUGAUCAUAUUUUCACAUUUUUUUCUGGAAAUGUUCAAAUAAAUGUAUCACUCGAGGCAGAUAAAUAUCUCACCAGAGGCUUUUCCAUAAGCCAAUGCCCACUGCAAUUCAGGAAGAUGUUUUCUAGCCUGAAGGGCUUCGGUACUAGAAGACACUGUCUAUAGAUUCCAGAAAGAAAGCAACAGGCUUUACAGGUGUUGCUAAAUGUAAAUUCACUGUGGCCUUUACAGGAAAAGCCAGGGAGGGCACAGGCCGUCGUGCUGUGUGUCCUCUACAUAUUCAAUCUGCUAUGAAAAUCCAGCCACUGGCACUUAGGGACAUGUGACUUGGAUAUGGACUGAGGUGUAUGACUUAGGUUAACUGACUGAAGUUCUAGGAGGAGCACUGGUACUGACAAUAGCAUUAAGUCCUAAGUUCUCCCAUGUCACUCAGGGUGAGGACCAAGUUUUAGGACCUGUUUGUUUCCCUCUUUGAUUCAAAUGGUCUGUCUGCCUUGAUGAGCGAGACAGUAAACAGAAAACUAAAGGGUGACACAACACCCAUGGGAGUUUGCCACUGUGCGAGUAGACGGAACGUGCUGGGGACAGCUCCUCAGCAGAAAGACUAAUCAACUACACAACAGGUGUAGUAAUAGGAUUUUGCAUGGUGGGUUCCAAAGCACUGUAAGGGAGUUCCCUUAAGAACGUUAUACCUGUGUUGAAGUUCUAAAUGAAAGAUUCUCUUGUCUCAGCCUCUCUCAAGUGCUGGGAUCACUGUGUACUACCACUUCCCACCCUAAUAAAGGGAAUCAAGUCUUCUGGUACCAUCUACGCAGCCUCCUCUAAUACUUACAGCACUGGGAUUCAAUCCAGCCUGUGUGCUGGGCAAGCAUCUUAUACUGUGGUUUAUCUUCAGCCCUUUUUGUUGCUGCUGUUGGUGGUGGUGGUUCAGUUCUGUUGUUUUGACAGCAUCUCACUGUGUAGUUCAACUAGACUGUCCUGAACUAUGUAGACAAGCUGGUUUCAAACUUAGAGAGAUCACCCGUUUCUGCCUCCCAAGGGCUGAGGUUAAAGGUGUGCACCACCACCACACCCAGGCUGGCUUUAGAUUAUUAUAUAGUCCAAACUGGCCUCACACUCUCUUGGUUUAGUCUCCCGAGUGCUUAAAUUACAAGUGUGUACCACUAAACCAACCCUAAGAACCCAUUUUAAAAUGUCAGUCACUUUACAUUUCUUAGUGGGGCAAGAACCCGUCUUUACAUAUUGUGGCCCGAAGGGACAAAAUAUGAGAAGUUCAAUGAAAAGACAAUUCCCCCUUUCAGGAAAAAGAUGUUCUCUUAUUUUACUUGGUGCUAAAUCUAAGAAUCAAGUCUUUGUUCGAGCCUUUGAAGUUUUGGCCUAUUUUAUUUCAGAAAGCAAAUGGUUCUUAUAUAUUUGGGAGUGGGAAGGAAUCUUUGAUUUUUAAAUUUCACUGUUGAUCUUUCAAAUGGACUAGGCCUUAGGACUACAAUGAACAACUUNGUCCUUUGUCAAAGUUUCUCUACUGCCUUAUUUGGAUGUUGAUAACCACUUCCUAAACACUGUUGUGAAUUACCUAACCCUAGGACUGAUCUGCAGCGAUCUCAGCACUGUGGCUGCUGCCCUUCGCCCCUGGCCCUUCACAAACCCGUCCUAUCUGCUGCNACAAUGUCUCACUGGCUUCUUUCUAAUAAAUGGUCUUCAAACAAUA